AUUGUACCAGAUCGGAGCCAUCGACCAGCUGCGCAAGAAUUCUGCAGAGCACCAGGCGGUCACUUGCCGCCACCGGUACCCUACGGCAUCCCGGCUAUUAUGCAUUUGAAGACGGAGGAACUAACAUUUGAGAACGUCAUCGAGCCAUUAAUCAGUGAAGAGGAGCAGGUUUUGUAUGCAUUUCAUACACUCUGGGCACGAAUGAUUACAGACUGGCCGAUUUCUGAGGAAUUGGAAGCCGAUUUUUUGAAGACACUUUAUGAACGAAACGAUGUGAUGGAGAAGUGGCAGCGACGUCUUAUUGACUUCUAUUAUUUGCAAAUGAAAGCAUCGGGGAUGGGCGAAACUCCAAAGAAGCAGGAACAGUUCGCUGCUCAUGAUAGCUUUGUUGAGCAUUAUACACUUUAUGAACGAAACGAUGUGAUGGAGAAGUGGCAGCGGCGUCUUAUUGACUUCUAUUAUUUGCAAAUGAAAGCAUCGGGGAUGGGCGAAACACCAAAAAAGCAGGAACAGUUCGCUGCUCAUGAUAGCUUUGUUGAGCAUUAUGUCUUGCGCUACAGGAUGGUGCUACGAGACUCCGAGGACAUGCAAAACAUUGAGGUGACUGAUGGAAAAUUGUUUCGGGAUGCUCCUCCGCACAUCUUAAGACAACUUGCAGUUGGCAGGGCGGAUUAUAUGCAGGGGCCGUGGCUUGUUGCUGCGUCCAUCCGGGCGAUCAAACCAGUUUUGCUGUACUGCUCCGAUAGAGCAUUACGCGCAUCCGUUUGGGAAAAUUGGAUUUCUCGUGCGGCUAAGCCGCGUAAUAUUACACGAGUUACAAGCAACGGGAGGACUAUCGAAUCGAUCAGAAGGCAUCAGUUAGUCCGUUUUCGCUUUCCUCAUUUGGCUUAUAAUCAAUAA
Molecule: messenger RNA, 900 nt
Organism: Gongylonema pulchrum
Lineage: Eukaryota; Metazoa; Nematoda; Chromadorea; Rhabditida; Gongylonematidae
Source: the annotation of a GenBank genome assembly